AGAUGGAUCCUACAAUGCUGAAUUUGCGGAAUCUGUUUGAGCAGCUUGUACGCCGGGUGGAGAUUCUCAGCGAAGGAAAUGAACUCCAAUUCAUCCAGUUGGCAAAGGACUUUGAGGAUUUCCGUAAAAAGUGGCAGAGAACAGACCACGAACUGGGGAAGUACAAGGACCUUUUGAUGAAAGCGGAGACUGAGCGUAGUGCUUUGGACGUUAAGUUGAAGCACGCACGCAACCAGGUGGACGUGGAGAUCAAACGGAGACAGCGAGCUGAGGCUGACUGCGAAAAGCUGGAAAGACAGAUUCAGCUGAUUCGAGAGAUGCUCAUGUGUGACACAUCUGGUAGCAUUCAACUAAGCGAGGAGCAAAAAUCCGCUCUCGCUUUCCUCAACAGAGGCCAGCCAUCCAGCAGCAAUGCGGGGAACAAAAGACUGUCAACUAUUGAUGAAUCUGGUUCCAUUUUAUCAGAUAUCAGCUUUGACAAGACUGAUGAAUCACUGGAAUGGGACUCUUCCUUGGUAAAAACUUUUAAACUGAAGAAGAGAGAAAAGAGGCGUUCUAAUAGCCGACAGUUCAUUGAUGGUCCCCCUGGACCUGUAAAGAAAACACGCUCCAUUGAGUCCACAGUAGACCAGGGUAAUGAAUCCAUUGUAGCAAAAACUACAGUGACGGUUCCCAAUGAUGGUGGACCCAUUGAAGCUGUGUCUACCAUUGAGACUGUGCCGUACUGGACCAGAAGCCGAAGAAAAACAGGUACUUUACAGCCCUGGAACAGUGACUCUACCUUGAGCAGCAGGGUGAUGGAAGCAAGGACUGAGACAGAUGCUUCUGGCACUCCUCAGAGCGGUGGAGGGAUGCGCCUGCAUGACUUUGUGUCUAAGACGGUUAUUAAGCCUGAAUCUUGUGUACCAUGUGGAAAGCGGAUAAAAUUCGGCAAGUUGUCUCUGAAAUGUCGAGACUGCCGCGUGGUCUCUCAUCCAGAGUGUCGGGACCGCUGUCCCCUGCCCUGCAUUCCCACACUGAUAGGAACACCUGUCAAGAUUGGAGAGGGAAUGCUGGCAGAUUAUGUGUCCCAGACAUCUCCAAUGAUCCCCUCCAUUAUUGUCCAUUGUGUAAAUGAGAUUGAGCAGAGAGGGUUGACUGAGACAGGACUGUAUCGGGUCUCAGGCUGUGACCGGACAGUGAAAGAGCUGAAAGAGAAAUUCCUCAGAGUGAAAACUGUGCCCCUUCUCAGCAAAGUGGAUGAUGUCCACGCCAUCUGCAGCCUCUUGAAAGACUUCCUUCGAAACCUCAAAGAACCCCUUCUGACCUUCCGGUUAAACAAGACCUUUAUGGAAGCAGCAGAAAUCACAGAUGAGGACAACAGCAUAGCUGCCAUGUACCAGGCUGUUGGUGAACUGCCCCAGGCCAACAGAGACACAUUAGCUUUCCUCAUGAUUCACUUGCAGAGAGUGGCUCAGAGCCCAGACACGAAAAUGGAUGUGACCAAUCUGGCGAAAGUCUUCGGCCCUACGAUAGUCGCUCAUGCUGUACCCAACCCAGAUCCAGUGGUGAUGCUACAGGAUAUCAAGCGUCAACCCAAGGUUGUAGAGCGCCUGCUCUCCCUUCCCCUGGAAUAUUGGAGUCAGUUUAUGAUGGUGGAACAAGAGAACAUCGAUCCUAUGCAUGUCAUUGAAAACUCAAAUGCCUUUUCAACACCACAGACACCAGACAUUAAAGUGAGUUUACUGGGACCCGUGACCACUCCUGAGCACCAGCUUCUCAAGACUCCUUCAUCCAGCUCCCUGUCACAGAGAGUCCGCUCCACGCUCACGAGGAACACUCCCAGGUUUGGGAGCAAAAGCAAGUCUGCCACCAACCUUGGACGACAUGGCAACUUUUUUGCUUCUCCAAUGCUGAAGUGAAGUCAUGUUUCCUGUUACCUCCCAUCAUUUCCUACAAAGAAGCAUGCCUAUACUCACUCUCUAUAUAUAUAUAUGUACAUCUCCUCUCCCCAAGUAAUGUAAUACCAACACCUUGUGCAGUGUUUGCUGGAGCUUUUGGUAGAAGAUCUUUAUGGGAUUCCUUAGAAGGGGUGAUAUGAACUUCCUUUUGAUUCUUUUGAGGUUGGGUGGAUCCCUUUGACUUAAAACCAAAUAUUGCUCAUGGAAUUACAUGUCUCUGGUAUUAUUUAGAACUAAUUUCCCUGAGCUAAUGAGAGCAGCCUCCCUCUUUGCUGAGAUUGACUUCUCUCAGGUUGGGAGGAAGGAAGGGUCUGGAAGGGUUUGGAUGAUGGCUCCUUCUGAGAACUUGAAAUUUCCCUUUCCCCCAUUAUAAAGUGAUCUUUUUCUUGGAAUCUUCUUAAAAUGGGAUAGGAGGAGAAAGGAACUAGAGAUUGAAGGAUGCUUGGCUUUAAUUUGAAUUGAUUAGGUUUUAUAGUACAUUUAUAUUUUGAUUUUUGUGGGGAGUUUUUGGAGGGGACAUACCCAGUGGUACUUGGGGACCAUUCCCAGCUCGAUGUUUGUGGGGUUAUUCCCUGACUGUGCUCUGGA
Molecule: messenger RNA, 2528 nt
Organism: Sorex fumeus (smoky shrew)
Lineage: Eukaryota; Metazoa; Chordata; Mammalia; Eulipotyphla; Soricidae
Gene: RACGAP1
Product: Rac GTPase activating protein 1
Exons: 16
Coding region: 3-1901 (632 amino acids)
Biological process (GO): signal transduction
Source: RefSeq, a predicted model, not a curated record